AUGAAACGGGAGAACUCGAAUCUCUGCUGCGAAACAACCUUGGCCGCUCGGCCGGGUCAACCCGCGGCGCCAAAAAAGUAAACUCACCCUUUAAUGGCCACGCCAUCGCCGCGACAUCUCCCUGAAAAAUCCAGAGAGAGACGUACGCUUCAAGCGCCACGCCACCGACGCGCGCAGGCCAACUCGCCGCGCUCGAGCGCUGGCUCGAGCUCAACAGCGGAAGCUUCCGCCAGUGGCCGGGCCUCGUGGACGUCGCCUGGACAAGAAUAGCGGGCCGCGACUCCGUCUGCCUCAAGCUCACGUACGAGUCGCACGUCGCGCUCGAGCAGAACUACGACCGCUGGGUCGCGGCGGCCGAGAUGAUGGAGCGGAGCUUCCUGUCGCGCGCGCCGAGCGAGCCGUCGGUGAGCGCCCAGAACUCGCCGACGCCGUCCCCCAAAUCGGCGGCGCCGGUCGGGGCCCCGUCGGCGGCCGACCAGCUCAACAUGGAGUCGCCGAGCGCCGCGUACCGGACGCUGGUCUGA
This is a messenger RNA of Pelagomonas calceolata, 524 nucleotides long. NCBI's taxonomy places the organism in Eukaryota, Pelagophyceae, Pelagomonadales, Pelagomonadaceae. The record is from the annotation of a GenBank genome assembly.